This is a messenger RNA of Thermothelomyces thermophilus ATCC 42464, 1073 nucleotides long. RefSeq lists its product as uncharacterized. NCBI's taxonomy places the organism in Eukaryota, Fungi, Ascomycota, Sordariomycetes, Sordariales, Chaetomiaceae. Bases 234 to 971 code for a protein of 245 amino acids. The transcript has a single exon. The record is from RefSeq and is a predicted model, not a curated record.
GUCACGGAAACCAGACUGUUCCACAACUACAGGUGUUUCGGUCUCCGCUCCGGCCCACAUUCAUCUCCUUGGCUCUGCCCGUGAAAACCCCUCAAUUUACCAGUCACACUCUAGACUCUGUCCAACACUUAACGAGGAGGGGAAUCCAACUUGACCCGAGGGGACAUUGCAAGCACCGAUCGAACACUCCCAGCCGCUGCCACGCCUUAUCGAGCCAAGUUUGUCCACGUACAAUGAGCGUCGAGGCGAACGAGUUGCUUGAUGCCUUCAAGGCCGCUGCUCUCUCUGUCACGAAGCUCUACAAGACUUCGGCGCAGGCCCAAGCCAAGUCGCGCGCCGAUGGCUAUCAUGACUGCCUCGAGGAUCUGCUAUCCUUCUUGGACAGGGAGAACAUCGGCUUGUGUGAUGGAGAAGGGCAAAGAGUCCGGAGAUGGGUGAUCGACCGGAUAGAGGGGCGAGAUUCGACAUCCCCACCACUCGAGAGCGAUGAUGAGGCAGAACGAUCCGAUGCGCCAGUUUUAUCGUCACCACACAUCCAACGCGCCACCCCCGCAGCAGUACAACGACCAAGAGACAAGGACGAGACGCCGGCGAGGGACGAGUCAGCACCACCUGUUGUUGCGACAGCGCCCAUACAACCCAGCCACGCAGUGGAGGACGUCGACAUUGUCGUCCCGUCGCAAGAAACAUUCAACUUCCAGGCAUCACAUCCUUAUCCCCACGACGAAGCUCUGAGACUCGCCAACCUCAAUCUCUCGGACGGUCAGACAAUCAACUCUUCCAAUACACGAGCAGCAUCUCGCAACGGGAGGAACAGGAACGGACGGACAGGGGCCAGGACCACGCUUGGAAGAGGAGCGGGGCAGAAACGCAAAGUCAACCUUGCCGAGAUAUUUGACCUGGGCAGUCUAGAGUAUGGAAACGGUAGGGAUAUGUUUGGCAGUGGGGGGAAGCGAAGCCGGUUGGCAUAACGGGCGGCCGAGUGGACGAUUCACGUACAUGAUCCGUUCUGUCCGCACGAGGCCCUGAGGAGUUAUUUCUUUCGCGGGAGGAAUGGGAGGCGCAUCUUAUUC